Lodderomyces pseudojiufengensis is the source of this 1512-nucleotide messenger RNA. RefSeq lists its product as uncharacterized. NCBI's taxonomy places the organism in Eukaryota, Fungi, Ascomycota, Pichiomycetes, Serinales, Debaryomycetaceae. Bases 1 to 1512 code for a protein of 503 amino acids. The record is from RefSeq and is a predicted model, not a curated record. Gene Ontology annotation, molecular function: oxidoreductase activity, acting on paired donors, with incorporation or reduction of molecular oxygen; monooxygenase activity. The transcript has a single exon.
AUGACCGUUAAAAGACAAAAAAAGGAAAGGAAACCAUUGAUUAUCAAUGCGUUUGCAAUGUUAACUCCAAUUCUUCAAAGUAAUACAUUUGCUGUACCUGAAAAUCAAGCUCAUUUAUAUAAUUCAUUAGAUUAUUGGAUUGAAUUAGCUAAAUUAUUAGAAAAGGGGAAAUUUAAUGCAUUAUUUUUAGCUGAUGUUUUAGGUCCUUAUGAUGUUUAUAAAAGUGGUGGAACUCCAAAUAAUUCAAAUAUUGCACCAGUUGCAAUAAGUGGUGCUCAAUGGCCAAUAAAUGAACCAAGUGCUUAUAUUUCAGCAAUGGCAGCAGUUACUAAAAAUUUAUCAUUUGCAAUUACUUUUGCAACUAUAAGUGAAGCACCAUAUCAUUUUGCAAGAAGAUUAGCUACAUUAGAUCAUUUAACAAAAGGAAGAAUUGGUUGGAAUAUUGUAAGUUCUUAUUUAAAUACUGCUUGUAAAAAUUUAUUAAAUGGUCAACCAUUACCUGACCAUGAUGAAAGAUAUGAAAAAACACAAGAAUAUUUAGAAGUUAUAUAUCAAUUAUUUUUAUCAUCAUGGGCUGAUGAUGCAGUUAAAUUAGAUAAAACUAAAAGAAUUUAUACUGAUCCAAAUAAAAUAAGAGAAAUUAAUUUUGAUGGAAAACAUUAUAAAGUUCCUGGACCUUUUAUUUGUGAACCUAAUCCAUAUCAAAGAAUUCCUGCAAUUUUACAAGCUGGUGCAAGUACAAAAGGUUUAGAAUUUGCUGCAAGAAAUGCUGAAAGUAUAUUUAUAAAUGGAUCAAAUCCUCAUGGAUUAAAAAGUAAAAUUGAUAAAUUAACAGCUUUAUUAGAAAAAAAUGGUAGAAAACGUGAAGAUGUUAAACUAGUUCAAUUAGCAACACUUAUAACUGCACCAACACAUGAAGAAGCUGUUGCAAAAUUACAACAUUAUAAAAAAUAUGCUGAUUUAGAUGGAACUCAAGCAUUAUUUGGUGGUUGGACUGGUAUUGAUUUAGAUAAAUAUGAUUAUGAAGAAGAAUUAGAUCAAGUUGAAUCAAAUGCAGUUAGAUCAAUGGCAGAAAUGAUGACAAAACCAUUUCCAGGAGAUCCACCAAAUUUAAAAAAGACAAGAAGAUAUGUUGCUGAAAAUUUAGCUAUUGGAGGUUCAGGUAUAAUUUUUGUUGGUACACCACAAGAAAUAGCAGAUCAAAUUGAAGAAUUUGUUGAUAUUUCUACAAUUGAUGGUUUCAAUUUUUGUUAUGCUGUUAUGCCUGAUAGUUUUAAAGAAAUAGUUGAAUUAAUUAUACCAGAAUUACAAAAAAGAGGAUUAGUUUGGGAAGAUUAUCCAAAAACUGAAAAUUUAACAUUUAGAGAAAAUAUUUUUGGAUUAGGUGAUGGUUCAUAUGAUCCAACUUAUUUAAAACCGAAUCAUCCGGCUUAUGAUUUAAGAUGGACAAAAGACACAAGUAAAGAGGAAUUUGAAUCAAAACUAAAGGAUACUUUGAAACAAAAUUUUUAG